GCAUCUUGUCAUUAGUUGCUUUUUGUCUCUUGUAGAUUAUUUAUCAAACACACACGGACCAAGGUAUAGUGUUAACAACUGGAUUACACGGAGAAAAGGAUUCCCAAUUUAAAAUAAAAAUUGUAGGAAAAAUGUGGAAAGUCUUGUUUAUUGUUGGUGCAUUUGUGACUCUUGUGAUUUCACGACCACAGGGACCUCCAGAAUUGCCUGAACCGUAUGAAUAUCAGUAUGAAGUGAAGGAUCCGGAAAAGGAUUUAUUUUUCGAUAAAAACGAAAUUGGAGAUGCUGCGGGCAAGGUCACAGGACAAUACUCCGUCUGGCUACCAGAUGCACGACUCAUGACAGUGUCAUACACAGUAGAUGGUGAAUCGGGAUUUGUUCCAAAAAUAACAUUCCAAGAAAAUGCCAAUCCAUUCAGUGGAUAAAUUUACAAAUGACGUGCAUCUUAGAUCUUUCAGUGGAAAUUAUUCUUUUGACCAUCAUCCCAAUAUGAUAUAGAAUUUUUAUAAGUUAUUAAAGUGUUUUUUUUUUUGUAAAUGAACGCCAUUCGAUGGAGAUGAGAUAUUACCAUAUUAUGUGUAUAAUCAGAAUAAUGCAAUAAUUAAAAACAAAAAGAUGAAUAUACAAAAACUUACAGCAUGA
Messenger RNA from Phlebotomus papatasi, 642 nucleotides. RefSeq names its product pro-resilin-like. The record is from RefSeq and is a predicted model, not a curated record. Gene Ontology annotation, cellular component: extracellular matrix. The transcript is spliced from 2 exons. Bases 132 to 425 code for a protein of 97 amino acids. Lineage: Eukaryota; Metazoa; Arthropoda; Insecta; Diptera; Psychodidae.